Messenger RNA from Spodoptera frugiperda (fall armyworm), 3649 nucleotides. RefSeq lists its product as uncharacterized. NCBI's taxonomy places the organism in Eukaryota, Metazoa, Arthropoda, Insecta, Lepidoptera, Noctuidae. The coding region runs from base 296 to 1126 and encodes 276 amino acids. The transcript is spliced from 8 exons. The record is from RefSeq and is a predicted model, not a curated record.
AGUCUAACCCUCGUCACCAAGCCGAGCGCACGUCUCCUUCCCGCCAAUUCUCAUAAAAACGGACAAUAAUUUUGAAAUCCGAAUACCGACUUCCAUUUUCGAACGCGCGUCAGAUAUGAACUUUUGACGUGGAUUAAUUUUUUUUUUAAGACACUGACAAUAAUUCGUUCUUCCUCGUCGCUGUAUUUUGGACUUUUUGGACGAUUUAUUGUAAUUUAUUGACGUCGCGUAUUUUUUUUUUAUUGCAAGGAGAGUAUUUGUGGCAUCAGGUGGGCGCGAUACUGCUGCUAACAGCAUGUGGUCCCUUUGGCGCGCUUGGAGCGUGUUAGUAUGCGCGUGCGCAGUGGCGGCGCAGCGUAUAGAUCAGGACGCCAUCAUGUCGCCGCGUCCGGCCCGUCUCCGGGACAUGCGGCAAGACACCAAGACCGACGAACCGACUUGCGAUCAACUUAAGGCUAUGUGGAGAUUCUCAAAGCGGCAAGCUCGAGCGCCAGAGAUCAUGAAUGAAGUCAAUUCGUACCGUGAUCCGUUAAUGUACAACGAAUGGCCUGUUUACACCGCGAUACCGAGAGCCGCGCCCAGGUUCAGAUACCGGUACCCGACGCUACCCCGUGAAGAAUUCGGGAGGGUCAUAACCAAAGCACCUGCCAACGUCGUCCGCACUCCAGAUUAUGAUGAGAUGUUCGGUAUGUUGAACGUGCCCCACACAUCGGGCAAGAUCCUGCGAUACCCUGGCCCAUCACGACCCCGAGGACCUAACUUCAUGGUGCCUCCACAGCGAGACAGGUUUGAAGCGCUGAAGAAAAUGAUUCGCCAGGAGCACGUGCUUGAGCUGCAAAGGAAAUACGAAGCUGAGCAGAAGCAGGAACUCAAGGACCUUACUUCUGGACGAGGUGAUGACUACGUGUAUGGAUCCUAUGGUGAACAGGAGCCUCGAGGUUUGCAGCCACUGUUGGAGUACCCUGCUGAUGAACCAACUUCUAGGCACAGCAAGAAACCACCGGCUGGCAGUCGCCAGAUCUCGCAGUUCUCGCGCUACUCGGACGUGAUACUGCCUCCGGCCCGCCGCGCUAUAUACCACCCCUACUUAGAGUACGCAGCCCCCGAAUUCGUCCCCUACUACUGAACAGCCCCCGGGCACUCGGACCCACAGGACGAACCAGCGUUCUACAACAUUCUACUGCAGGGACUAUCUCCCUUAUUGUACAAAACACUUUAUGGGCUUUAAAUCCAAAUAUCAGUAUUAAAUUGUCAUAUCGAAAGCAUAUCUUUAACGCUUUCGCUUAGACGACCCUCGUCACUUAAGAUGCGAGCUUUCUCUGCAUUAUCUUUCAAUAUUUUUAUAUUUAUAAACCGAAGUUUUUCGAUGUAGAUAUGCGAUCUCUGAAUUUUAAUAUACCCCUUUUGAAUAAUCGCAUUGUAUUUUUCGAUAGGUUUAAGGAUUUAGGAGGAUUUCUUCUUGGAAUGUUCGAGUCCCUAGGUCGAACGGACAUAAUAAUGUUAUACGGUACUUCCGAUUGUGACAAUAAUACAUUAUAUAUACGAUUCGAGCAAUUAUCUUAUUGCCGUCAAUUCCAGAUAAGUAAAUCGUGACAAUAAAAUGUUUAAAAAAGUAAUCUGACAAUAAUCUGUAUGGAUGUUUACAAUUUGAUGUUUAGUAGAGUUAUAAGCGUGACAAGGAAAUAUUCCAUUUAUAUAUUAGGAUUUUAAUAAUCGAGUAUGAUUAUAAAACUUGGUGGCUAGCCAGUUGGAAGUUAUUAUCUGCUUUUCGCUUCGAUUCGACUUUAUUGAAAAUUUGAUCGCAACAUUUAUUGAAUAACAAAGAAUAUUCCGCGUGUUUCUUUCUUAAUCGAAAAAGUUUUUAUUAAUAUUAUGAGGUACAGUCCGAGCCCGACGACCUCAACAGAAUCGAAGCGGAAAAUAUUCUUCUAGCUUCGUCCUUCAAAGGAAUAGUUUUACUAACCUUCACUGCUCAUUCUCCGUACUGUAUCUUAGAACCAUAUAUUAUUUGUAACCAGUAUUAUUACUUUGUAUUUGUAUAAUUUUAGCAGUUGACUGCCAUAUGAUGGACAUUUUCUGCUAUUUAAGUUGAAUUUCUGUUUAUGUAUUUGAAAGCUAAUACAUAGUAACGAUGAAGAUACUUAAGCUUGAGACCUAUAUAUGUUUUCUCCAAAAUAGUUGAUAAUUGUUGUGAUUAGUCGCUAAGUAUAUGGUUACCAUGUAUUAUAAAUCAAAAGCCUUCAAGACGGCUAGGUGGGCUUCGGCUGUGCGGGCAGACAAUACUACGUUAUACUUCGAGUGAUACGAAUGGCAGCGCAACCGAGUCCCGGCAGAAAAAUGCUUUAACUACAUUUAAAUGUUUCAUGUUUAUUGUAAUACAUAGUUAAUUGUAAAUUAGUAAUGCGCCGCUCGCGGCUUAUUUAAUAUUUGUGUACUAAUGGAUUUUAAUAUAGGAACGAAGCAGCCGCGGAUCGAUGGCCCGAGCAUCUUCUGUUCAAUGAGUAACACCAACCAUUCUCUCCAAUAUGACUCACGCGCAGAGCAACUCGUCUCCAAACCUUGGCAGAUCUCCUAACUGUGUAAAUUAAUCGGAAUCGCACUGAAAGUGAAGGCUGUAAUUCUAAGGAAGUUGUUACCUAUUUGUGUACUAUAUAUAUUAUUAUAUCUAAUCAACUAUCGACAUAUAAGUAUCGACAAUGAGUCGACAUAAACUCACAGACUAUAAAAUUUGGCUUUAAAAUUAUAUUACACGUCAUAUAUUGUGGCUUUAAGAAGUCAAUGAAUUCAUUAAUCUUCUAUUUAUUACGUGGACCGUCUUACGACGGCCUGUACCUACAUGUUACGAUUUAGCGAGAUAUCUAUACAUAUUUUUAUUUAUAUUAUAUAUAAUUUUCUAACAAUAUUCUGUAGAAUUUUACAAAUUAUUUUAUUGUCUUUUAAAGUCAUUAAUAGUUAGGUAGUUAGUCGAUAAAUACAUUGAGUAGUGUUUAUUGGAUGCGUAUUAAAAAUAGGUGUUUAACUAAAGAAAAUAUAAUUGGAAACAUUUCAAUAACUAAAAAUGUAGUUUCUUCACAGUUACAUAUCCCUGCGAUUGCAUCGCAGACGUAACUAACACAUAUGAUCUAGCCAUAUCAAUGGACAUGAAAAAAAAAUGUAAUUCUAGUGAAUUAUCGAAUGCAUACAACCCAAUAUCAAUAAAGAUUUGAUUACCCUUAAAUCGGGGAAAAGUCUUUAUUGUGGCAACACUGGCGCUCCGUUCGGAUACUCGUACGAAAUGAAAAAAAAUAAAUGUCAAAAAACUAUUCUUCAAUUAUCUAGUCAAUUUACGUAGAUUGUGCAUUCGAUAUUUCAACAUAUAUUGUAUGAUUAUAUGACUAUGACAAUAUAUUUUAACAUAGUGUCACUUACCUAUCAUCGAUAGUUCGCAGCGCGGUCUAUCACGGACAAUAAAUAUGUAAUUUGGACAAUAAUUCGCGUUGCAUGUACUACGCAGUAUAUAGGUAUAAUAAUAUUAUAUGAUAUUGAGGCCGCGCCUGUCCGUACGUAGGUAUACAAUUUAACCUAUCCAUUAAUAAAUUAAUGUUUUAAAAUGUAUAUUAAUUGGUGGUUUUUUUGAGAAAUAAAGAUAGUUACAUACUCCUGAGCAUAA